Molecule: messenger RNA, 4492 nt
Organism: Helianthus annuus (common sunflower)
Lineage: Eukaryota; Viridiplantae; Streptophyta; Magnoliopsida; Asterales; Asteraceae
Product: SNF2 domain-containing protein CLASSY 1
Exons: 6
Coding region: 449-4273 (1274 amino acids)
Biological process (GO): gene silencing by siRNA-directed DNA methylation
Molecular function (GO): ATP binding; ATP-dependent chromatin remodeler activity
Source: RefSeq, a predicted model, not a curated record
ACUCUCACCUUCACUACUGACCUCACUACUAACAAACAACAACAAAUCCUAGCCCUCCGAUCAUCUCACAACAACCCCAUAACUGGGGCCCACCCACUUUCUUACUUUUUACAGCUUAACCUUCGUAAAAUUACCACUUCUUUCCCAAAACCCUCUGCUCUCACACAGUAAAAGUGUGUUUCAUGCAGGCGAGGAAAGUAGACAAGACACUCCAAACCUCGAGAUUCACUGACCAAAACACGAUACAAAUGUUGCUGCUGCUGCAUAGAUAGAUUCAUCUGCUUUCUCUCUCCUCCCACUCACUCUUUUUUUUAUGAUUAAGUAUUGAUUCUUGUUCUCGGUUAUUCGUGCACUCGCUCCACGAAUUUUGAUGCUUAUAUCGCCGCUGCACACCCGUGAAUUAAGGUAGAAAAGAUUACAACAAUUCGCUCGGGAAAGAAAAGGAACCAUGAAGAGGAAGUAUACUACUAUACACCAAAACAAACACCCGUUUGAUCCUCUGCCUUUUGAAGCGUUCUGGUGUGGUUCAUGGUUGCCUGUGGAAUGCUUGCGUAUCCGAAAUGGAGUUGUUAGCAUGCAUAUCAAAAACAAAGAAGAGAUAAUGGAAGAAACCAUUCCCAUGUCAGACUUUAGAAUAAGGUCAAGAAAAGCAAAUUUGGCUGAUUGUACGUGCUUUCUACGACCUGGAAUUGAUGUUUGUGUGCAUACCGUUUAUCAACCGCCAGAUGAAGAAGAAUCAAACGACGAGAAUCCAGAACCCGUCUGGCUCGAUGCUAAAAUAAACUCAGUAGAGAGAAAACCUCACGAAGACAAUAAAUGCGUGUGCGAAUUCCAUGUCAACAUCUACAUGAAGCAAGGUCCAGCUGGCUUGAUCAAGAAAGCAAUUCAUAAAGACGUAAAAACGUUACGUCUUGAUCAAAUACGCAUUCUUCAAAAGCUUGACGGGAAGCCAUGUGAAGAUAAGCAUUAUCGGUGGAACAUUUCGGAAGACUGCAAUUCACGCCGAAUAUUUAAAUUAUUUACCGGAAAAUUUUCAGCAGAUAUAUCUUGGUUAAUCGUUGCAUCAAUUACCAAGCAGCUUGUUUUCGAUGUGAAAUCGGUGAACAACCAGAUUCUGUAUCAAAUUUGGGAUGGUGAUGGUGAGAAGAGUUUACCGAAUUCCGAAAAUCAUUCAUGUGCAAUUACGUUCAGAGUCGAUAAUGAAAUUUUCACUCCAGCGCUUUUUCCGUUCAGUCAAGUAGAAUCCGAAGAGGAAAAGAAACAAAUCUGUAAUGUGGAUGAAUUUGCUUCAUCAUUAAACAUUGAUCUCACAGGCUUGAGACGGUCAAAGCGAAGAAAUAUCCAACCAGAACGUUAUCUCGGCGAUGAUGACGUGUCAGAGUCAGAAGUUGACUUGUCACGUGUUGGAUUAUACCGACCAAACAAUUCGAAAUACGAAGAAGUCCCGGUAGCGUUUUCGAUCCAAGAUGAUCAUUCUAUCCAAGACGGAAAGAAACUGGCGUGCUUUAGGAAAAUAUAUAAAGAAGAAGGUUAUAUCGGAAAGCAGAACGACACUAGCAAGUCAAAGGAAGUCAGAACAGAAGUUCCUUACACAUUAGAUCAAGAUGAUCAAAAAUACCCUCGUUCAACGGGUUCUCAAUCUCGUUCAUCGAGGCCAUACAUAUACGCCGAUUCGUAUAAAGCCGGAGAGGACGAUGAAGGAGAAGGGAUUACUGACAUAUGGACCAAAUACUUAAAAAUGCAGGGUUCUUCCAAAAUCCAUAAACCAAAAUUUAAAGCUCCGUUAAGUCAGUUUGACGGGACCGGAGGUUUGUGGAAGGGCAAAGCGGGAAAUAAGCGAAGCCGUUUUAAACGCGGUUCUUCCGGGAAAGAGAGUAUCUUCGAUUCAAGGACUUCGUUUAGAAAAUCUGUUUGUGCGAGUGUUUAUAGAGAGUUGAUGAGCAGAUGCAUGAGGAAUAUAGAUGCAUCAAUCGAUAUAGAACAGCCGCCUGUUAUCGAUCAGUGGAAUCAAUUUCAGCUCGGGAAAUCGUUGGACCAACGGGAGAAAAAUGAGGCACCCGUAAAGGAGGAAGAAGAUGACGACGAAGAAAUGACGGAAGAACAAGAACUUGAAAUGUUGUGGAAGGAGAUGGAAUUAGCCCUUGCCACUACAUAUCUUAUGGAGGAAACAGAGGCAUGUAUAAAUGGAGUCAAUGAUGAAAUGGCAAAACCAACCAGUCAUGAGCAAAAGUGCCUACAUGAUUACCGACUCAACGAACAGUUCGGGAUUAUUUGUCGGUUAUGUGGUCAUGUGAGAUCUGAAAUAAAAGAUGUCUCACCAUCCUUUUUGCCAGGUGUAGUUUGGACGCCUAGCAAAGAAACCCGAGCAGAUGAUAAUCCAGAGGAUGACGUUCAAGACGUAGACACACGUCUAGAUAUCGCAUGUCGUCCCGCUUCAUCCGACAUGCAUAUAUCAGAUAAGAAAGAGGAUGAAAACGUGUGGGCCUUGAUUCCCAACCUCAGAGACAAACUACGGUUCCACCAAAAACGAGCGUUUGAGUUUCUAUGGCGAAAUCUAGCUGGCGACAUAGUACCCUCCGAAAUGGAAGCUGCCAAGAAGAAAAGAGGCGGUUGUGUGAUCUCCCACACUCCGGGAGCCGGCAAAACAUUACUCAUAAUCUCGUUUCUCGAAAGCUACUUGAAACUCUUCCCCGGGUCGCGCCCGUUAGUCCUUGCUCCCAAAACAACCUUGUACACCUGGUACAAAGAAAUCAUCAAAUGGAAGAUUCCAAUUCCGGUGUACCAAAUCCACGGUGGUCAAACAUACCGAGAAGAAGUUCUCCGAAACAAACUCAAACUUGCUCCGGGCCUUCCGAGAAACCAAGAUGUAAUGCAUGUGCUCGACUGUCUGGAGAAAAUACAAAAAUGGCUCACGACCCCGAGUGUCCUCUUAAUGGGCUACACUUCUUUUCUGACACUAACCCGUGAAGAUUCAAAUUACGCUCAUCGACAAUACAUGGCCAAAGUACUCCGCCAAUGCCCGGGUAUAUUAAUUCUCGAUGAAGGUCAUAACCCGAGAAGCACAAAGUCGAGACUAAGAAAAGGUUUAAUGAAAGUAGACACCCCGUUGCGCGUCCUACUCUCCGGUACCUUGUUUCAGAACAAUUUCGGUGAAUAUUUCAACACGCUCACGUUAGCAAGACCGCGGUUCGUCAACGAGGUGCUUAAAAAGCUAGAUCCGAAAUUCAAGAGUCGAAAGAAAGGAGUUAUUUCCAAGUUUUCACUUGAGAACCGAGCGAGAAAGCUGUUUGUCAUCAAGAUAGCAGAACAGAUUAACUCGAAUGUUCAAAAGGAUCGACAACAAGGGUUAAACAUUCUAAGAAGCUUAACGAGCAAGUUCAUUGAUAACUACGAAGGUGGCAGCGCUGAAAACCUCCCCGGUUUGCAAUGUUACACUCUCAUGAUGAAAUCGACCACCAUUCAGCAAGAUAUUCUUAAAAAGCUUCAAGAUCAACGGCCCGUAUACAAAGGUUUUCCUUUAGAACUUGAGUUGUUAAUCACACUUGGGUCGAUACAUCCAUGGUUGAUACAAACAACCGCAUGCGCAAGUCAGUAUUUCAAAGAGGAUGAACUCCAGGCCCUUGAUAGUCUCAAGUUCGACCUCAAGCUCGGGUCAAAAGUCCGAUUUGUAAUGAGUUUAGUCCCGCGAUGUCUUCUUCGAAAAGAAAAAGUCUUGAUCUUUUGCCACAACAUUGCUCCGAUAAAUCUGUUUUUAGAAACAUUUGAUCGGUUCUACGGGUGGAAACGAGGCAAAGAAGUGUUGGUCCUUCAAGGAGAACUCGAGCUAUUCGAAAGAGGACGUGUGAUGGAUAAAUUCGAAGAACCCGGGGGCCCGUCAAAAGUAAUGUUGGCUUCGAUUAACGCUUGUGCUGAAGGGAUUAGCUUGACCGCAGCUUCACGGGUCAUCUUACUUGACUCAGAAUGGAAUCCUUCUAAAAGUAAACAAGCGAUUGCACGAGCUUUUAGGCCCGGUCAAGAUAAGGUGGUGUAUGUGUACCAGUUGCUUGCGACGGGGACUUUAGAAGAAGAGAAACACAGCCGCACUACGUGGAAAGAAUGGGUGUCGAGUAUGAUAUUUAGCGAGGAACUAGUGGAAGAUCCUUCUCACUGGCAAGCACCCAAGAUCGAAGAUGAGUUGUUGAGGGAGAUUGUGGAGGAGGAUCGCGCUUCAUUGUUUCAUGCGAUUAUGAAGAACGAGAAGGCUUCGAAUAUGGUGGUAAGAGGCAGAGAGUAGUUAAUAACUUAAUAUCAUCUGUUUGUUUCGUGUUUAUGUUCUGUUUUCGGGUAAUAAAAAAACUGUAGCCUGUUUAAUAAUUAGCAGUGAAGCUUUAGGUAGGAGCUUCUAUGUUUAACUUAUUGUGAAAGUAACAUCAGGCCUUUAGCUUAUUGGUAUUGAACUCAUCCUGUUAGCAAUAAUAAUGAAUAAACGAGUGGUUUGUUUUCGAUGAUGAAA